Messenger RNA from Cynoglossus semilaevis (tongue sole), 6620 nucleotides. RefSeq names its product adenylate cyclase type 6-like. Gene Ontology annotation, cellular component: plasma membrane. NCBI's taxonomy places the organism in Eukaryota, Metazoa, Chordata, Actinopteri, Pleuronectiformes, Cynoglossidae. Gene Ontology annotation, molecular function: adenylate cyclase activity. Gene Ontology annotation, biological process: intracellular signal transduction; cAMP biosynthetic process; adenylate cyclase-activating G protein-coupled receptor signaling pathway. The record is from RefSeq and is a predicted model, not a curated record. The transcript has 24 exons. Bases 458 to 4018 code for a protein of 1186 amino acids.
GCAAGAGAGAGAGGGAGAGAGAGAGUCAUGCACUGUAUCUCUGACAGAGAGAGGACAAGACUGUCCGGCCAAUUUCGCUGUGUUUUCCUCGCCCGCCUUCCUCUCUGACCCAAACCGCUGCAUCAACACACACGGACCCCGCAUGUGAAGCGUGUGACGGCGACUACGUGAAAGCCUGGGAACAGGAGAGGGGAGGGGGGGAGUGCUGGAGCUCCACUGCAGUGUUACACUUACUCCAGUCCACAGAAGAACAUCCAAUGGAAUACAAGUGGGCUUUGGAGGCACUAGGUGGUGUAUGGGGCUGAAACACUGAUUGGUUCUAUAAACCACUUAGCCAAACACAGAGUCAACUCAGAUGCCCCUGGCCAGCUUGAGCUGAUGCUGUUUGCCCGCUGUGAAAAACCAGGGGCCUGGCCAAAGAAAGCAGUGUUGCCACAAACAAUAAAGUCCACACAGGAUGUCGUGGGCCAGGAGCCUCUUUGUGGACAGAGUGGACGAUCGAAAAACAGCAUGGGGAGAGCGGAAUGGCAAGAAGAGGAAGGAAAGCUCAUCGCUGUGCAAUCCACGAUACAUGAGUUGCCUAAGAGACCCUGAGGACCUGGACUCCCCCAGUGCAGGUCCUCAACAUUACCAUUGCAGCGCAGGCACCAGUGGGGGCAACUUUGGUCUGCGCUGCGGCUGGCAAGAGGACCACUAUGGUAAAAGGAUGGGUGGAGGUGGGGACCUGGGUCUCAAGGCCGUGGACCUCGGUUUUGAAGACGGCGAGCUGAAAGGCAGAAAAGUGGAGGAGUCGGGGGAAUCGGCAGAAAGCAAUUGCAAUACCAUGACGGCCGCAGACUGCUGGAGGAGAGUCAUGUGGGUUUUCCAGUCAAAGAAGUUCCAGUCAGCCAAGCUGGAGCGCCUCUACCAGCGCUACUUUUUUAGACUCAACCAGAGCUCUCUGACCAUGCUGAUGGGCGUGCUGGUUGUGGUCUGUGGGGUCAUGCUGGUUUUCCACUGCAUCCACACGACCCCGGAUGUGGCCUACGUCUCAGUACUGUGUGUAGCCAUGGCCCUUUUCCUGGCCAUGAUGGUGGUGUGCAAUCGUAACGGUUUUCAUCAGGACUACAUGUGGAUUGUGAGCUACCUGGUGAUCGGGGUGCUGAUCGUUGUGCAGGUGUUGGGAGUGCUGAUGGUGUUCCCCCGCAGUGCCUCGGAGGGCAUCUGGUGGACAGUCUUCUUCAUCUACAUUAUCUACACACUGCUGCCGGUCAGAAUGAGAGCAGCCGUCCUCAGUGGGGCUGUGCUAUCCACGAUACACAUCGUCACCGCCUGGCAGCUCAACCAGGAAGACAAGUUCAUUUUGAAACAGGUCAGUGCCAACGUGGUGAUCUUCCUCUGCACUAACAUGAUAGGGAUCUGCACCCACUACCCUGCGGAGGUCUCCCAGAGACAGGCCUUCCAGGAAACAAGAGGAUACAUCCAGGCCAGACUGCAUCUGCAGAGAGAAAACCAGCAGCAGGAGCGCCUACUCCUGUCAGUACUGCCAAGACAUGUUGCCAUGGAGAUGAAGGCUGAUAUCAAUGCCAAGAAGGAAGAUAUGAUGUUCCACAAGAUCUACAUCCAAAAACAUGACAAUGUUAGCAUACUGUUUGCAGACAUUGAGGGCUUCACCAGUCUGGCGUCUCAGUGCACAGCCCAGGAACUGGUCAUGACGCUAAACGAACUUUUUGCCCGCUUUGACAAGCUGGCCUCGGAAAACCACUGCCUUCGUAUCAAAAUUCUCGGCGACUGUUACUACUGUGUGUCCGGGCUGCCUGAGCCCAGGGCCGACCACGCCCACUGCUGCGUGGAGAUGGGAGUAGACAUGAUUGAAGCCAUCUCGCUGGUGAGAGAGGUGACGGGCGUUAAUGUGAACAUGAGGGUUGGUAUCCACAGUGGACGUGUUCACUGUGGGGUUCUCGGGCUCCGCAAGUGGCAGUUUGACGUCUGGUCCAACGAUGUGACACUUGCCAACCAAAUGGAAGCCGGAGGAAAAGCUGGACGUAUCCACAUCACCAAAGCAACUCUACAGUACCUGAACGGUGACUAUGAGGUGGAGCCAGGCUUUGGUGGAGAGAGGAAUGCUUACCUAAAGGAGAACAACAUUGAAACCUUCUUGGUUUUGGGUUGCAGCCAAAAGCGGAAAGAAGAGAAAGCCAUGAUGGCCAAGAUACAGCGAGGGCGUGCAAAUUCUGUUGAGGGACUGAUGCCACGCUGGGUCCCGGACAGAACCUUCUCCAGGCCCAAGGAACCCAAAGCUUUUAGGCAGAUGGGCAUCGAUGAAGCAUCCAGCAAAGACAAUCGCUGCACUCAGGAGGCCCUGAACCCUGAGGACGAAGUGGAUGAAUUCCUCGGUCGGGCCAUUGACGCACGCAGCAUUGACCAGCUGCGGAAGGAUCACGUAAAGAAGUUUCUCCUCACUUUUCAGACGGCCGAUCUGGAGAAAAAGUACUCCAAAAAGGUUGACGAUCGGUUCGGAGGUUACGUGGCCUGCACACUCCUCGUGUUCUGUUGCAUCUGCUUCAUUCAGAUUAUUAUUUUUCCAAAGACACCGCUGAUGCUAGGUCUUUACGUUAGCAUCUUCGUCAUCCUCGCCAACAUCCUCUUCAUCUGCUCCAUCUACUCCUGCAUUAAACUCUUCCCAGUUGCCUUGCAGACCGUAACCAAGAAAAUAGUGCAAUCGCGUGCAAACAGCACGCUGGUUGGCGUCCUCACCAUCCUCCUCCUCUUCGUCGCCUCUUUCGCUAAUAUGUUUACCUGCAGCAGAGAGAGACUACGGGACUGUGUAGCUGAUGAACUGAACACCUCAGCAACUCUCUGCCUGCUGCACAACCUGACCCAGACGGUAGAGGACGGUUUGACUCUGUGUUCCAGCCAGACCAUGCCCUGCCAUUUCCCACAGUACUUCAGCUACAGCGUACUGCUGACCCUGCUGGCCUGCUCUGUGUUCCUCCACAUCAGCAGCAUAGGGAAGCUUGCCCUCAUGUUGAUCAUUCAGCUCAUUUUCCUCCUACUGGUGGAGUGGCCUCAGGUGGUUCUGUUUGACAACGCGGACCUGCUGGUCAUUGCCAACACACUGCAACUGCUGCAUGUUAAUGAUUCCCUACCACAUGCGGGUUUCAAUGAAACUGCAGAACUGUGCCCAGACAGUGUUACCAAGGUAUCCCUGAAGGUCAUGACUCCUGUAAUCCUGACUGUCUUUGUCCUGGCUCUCUACCUGCACGGCCAGCAGGUGGAGUCCACUGCUCGCCUUGACUUCCUCUGGAAGCUUCAGGCCACAGAGGAGAAGGAGGAGAUGGAGGAGCUGCAGGCUUACAACCGACGGCUGCUCCACAACAUCCUGCCGAAGGAUGUUGCUGCCCACUUUCUUGCCCGUGAGCGUAGAAAUGACGAGCUGUAUUACCAGUCGUGUGAGUGCGUUGCGGUGAUGUUUGCCUCCAUCAGCAACUUCUCAGAGUUCUACGUGGAAUUAGAGGCUAACAACGAAGGCGUGGAGUGUCUCCGGCUGCUCAACGAGAUCAUCGCUGAUUUCGACGAGAUUAUCAGUGAGGAGAGAUUCCGUCAACUGGAGAAAAUCAAAACCAUUGGCUCUACUUACAUGGCAGCGUCAGGACUCAACGAUUCCACCUACGAUAAGGAGGGUCGAUCACACAUCCUGGCUUUGGCCGACUAUGCCAUGAGGCUUAGAGAGCAGAUGAAAUACAUCAACGAGCACUCCUUCAAUAACUUCCAGAUGAAGAUCGGACUGAACAUGGGGCCUGUUGUAGCCGGGGUGAUCGGAGCCAGGAAACCCCAGUACGAUAUAUGGGGCAACACAGUCAACGUGGCCAGUCGGAUGGACAGUACAGGAGUCCCGGACUAUAUUCAGGUGACCACCGACUUGUACCACGUGCUGGUCAACAAUGGAUACCAGCUGGACUGCAGAGGCGUUGUCAAGGUGAAGGGAAAGGGGGAGAUGACCACUUACUUUCUCACCAGCGGUCCCCCAGGCAGUUAACGACAGACCCGCCGCCUGCGGAGUGACUCCCACUGCACUGACAGGAUGGAGAGACUGAGCUUACAGCCCGGCGAUGAGCAACCAAAGCACUGGGUGGAGUGGACGGCCGACAGGGACGAGCCGGGCCUGUCCGUUAGUUGCCACGUCAUGAAUGAUGCACACAUGAAGGACGCUGAUCACGUUUGAAGGCUUUUACUCAAGCUGCUAGAGGGAUCAUGAAGCCCAGUUGCCUUAGGACGAAGUGGCUAUGCUUAUAUCGAUGAGCAAUAGUACCUGAAUUUUUUUUUAUUUUUUGGUUUUCCUCUGGAGACAUUAUUUAUUUUCAUGUGGACCAAACUUUCUGAAGACCUUGUACAAAAAAAGAACACACUUUAAACAACACCUAAAUAUGCAAGGAAAAAAACCUAACAGAUGAAAACAACCAAAGAACAAGAGUUUGCCAUCACUCACACACACACACACACACACACAGAGAGAGAGAGAAACAAACAGACUUAUCAUGAGACACUCUGUUCAUCUUUAAUCACCACAGGCCACGGUAAUGUCACUGUCACUGAGAGGGACGAUAAGCCUAUAUUUUAUUUUUGCUGUGGAUUUAUUCAUGAAGGAACACACACACACACACACACACACACAGACUCACUCACCACAAACUCUCUGUGACUUGCGUGAUUCUUAUCAGGGCCUUCUUUGUUUCUUCCAGCCUGUGUGAUUAGCCACAGUCUGUUUGUGGUUCAGUGAAACAUGUGACUUGCUUUCUGCAAUGUGUUUUUAGGUCGAGUACGAGACUAAAGAAGAACGACUGCAUUAUUGUCACGGUACUGCGGAUUGUCCUGAGAUAUUUUAUAUUCAGGAGUGUUUGUGUGUGUGUGUGUGUGUACGCGCGUGAGUGUGAGCGUGAGUGAGUGUGUGCACUGGUGUCAGCACAAAUAACUGAAUGCUGGUCUUUAUCUAUAAAGGGGCAUACUGUAACUUUUCACUGUGAGGUUUUUUAUGAUACUGUAUGACAAUGCUUUCUUGCCAAACUGGUUGCUGCAAGGCAUGUUUUGUAUUAUCUCCAGGUUUGUGUGUCCAGUCUUGAUUUCUUCAGUCCAGAAUGAUAAGAAGAACCAAGUUUUUUUUUUGUUUUUGUCUUUUACUGGACUGUGAAUUUGACAGAUUUCAUUCCAACUAAAAUGAGCGAGAGCCCAUGGUCCCCACUGACUUGAGGAAUAACUGUCUGCCAGAGUUUUACACUGGCUCAAAAGUAUUGCCUUCAGAUUUUUCAUUUGUCCUGGUCCAACAUAUUCAUGGGCCAGUAUAGACAACACGACACUACAGUAUAUAACCACGGCUGGUUGGAUCCUGAACGUGGUGGCUUGUUACACUUCAAAAGGUCAAUAAUUUGACGAAUGUAAUGUAAUAGAGUAUUUUUGCCCACAAUGAAAGAAAACCACUUGUUACUUUUCCGUUGUUACUAAGGGUUAUUUCUUUUAAAAGAACCAAACUCAGCCUUCUAAAAGAGGGUGGAAUUGCAGAAAAUAUAUAUAUAUAUAUUUUUGUUCAUGUUGAGGAAACAAGGAACAACAAGCCCAUUUCCAGAGAAGCUGUUAACUCAUCAAAACAAUGAAAUGAAAACAGAGCGAUGCAAUACUGCCUAAAGGUUAAAAGGUCAUGUAUAUUCUGUAGCUGUGGUUUCUGCAGUUUCUCCUGAUUCCCUGAAUGUUUUUUAUGUUAUUGAUAGUCAGACUGUGACAGACCUUCAUUAAUAUCCACACUGUGUUGAGGGAUUUUUCAGAUAAUUCUCUGGAAAAGCUCAGCAGAGUAUGUUCAGUUAGAACAAAGUUGUGUUUAUUUGCCUGGUCGAUCAAUUGUGAUUCAGUUCACUUUCUCCACCAAACAGCCCUUUUAAAUCUCCCAGGCCUUUACUGAUUACGUUAUCUGCAGUUUCAUGCCCUCGUCAUUCCAUAUUUCAGAAGAUAAUCCCGGUACUGAUUAUUUUGAGUGUGUUUGACAUGUUCAAAAAAAUGUUAAGCUAUCAACAAAAAACAAAAAAAAAAAAACAAAAAAAAAAACAAGAACAGCAAUGAAUCCUUUCAGGCAGACCUGGUCUGGGCCAGUGAUGAAACAAAUGCAAAAUGACUUUUCUUUGUCCUUUUAUAAAUCAAACAAAUCAGACAAAAGUGUAAGUGUAGAGGCCAGACGUUGGACCAGGCACCUUUUCUUGAACAACAGGCCUGGAAAGGGCUGUCUAUGGUCAAAGUGCUGUUUGGAUGUGGUCUUCAGUCUGGAUACCAAAUCUAAGCCACCACAGCAGCCAAUCGUGGUGGGCUGUAGUGGAGGCCAAAAGGUUUGUUACAGAAGUAGGAGUUUUUCUUUGUACAAACCUGAUAUUGUCAUAUGCUCACUUUAAGGUUUGAGCCUAAAACUGUUGCCUUUAAAAGCUAUAAGUAAGUUCCACAUUUCUGCUUGUCACUUUGUGUCUUCAAACGUCAACGUAAACAAAAGCUGUUUUUAUAAUCCUUUAAAUAGUAGCAGAUUUGAAGAAAUAGUGCAAUGAUUGAUUUAAACAAUUUCCACAAUGAUAAGAAAUGAAUAAACAUCUUUUUUGCAAUCGUUUUAA